CACUUCCUGGUUAGGUGACACACGCAAGAUGGCCGCCGCCCGUGGACGUUAAGUGCUGUCAAACGUCAGCGUCAUCGUGAGCCCUUUUCACUCGUUUCAAUUUUUUUUUAAUUGCGUCGCAGUUAAGCUACCUGCAAGCGGUGGCGAUGCUACGAGGCGCGCGUGUCGCCCGGCUGCUGGCGCCCAGGCAGGCCGUGCUGGUGGAGGCGCAACGCGGGCGAAAGUCGCGCGACGACCCGGUGGCCAAGUCCAAGCAGGGGCGAGUCAAAGUGCCUCCGCCGGUGGACCCGGUGGAGAUGGUCGUGCUGCGGGAGAGGUACUCCGACUACAAGCUCAUCAUGAGGGCGCUGCGCGUGGAAUUCAAAGAGGAGGUUCUGCGGAGGAAGUACGAGGAGGAGACGGGCUCCAUGGCGGAGGAGCGAGCGCGGCAGGAGGCGGAGGAACACCGGAACCUCAUGGCCUUCAACAGCCAGGAGAACCUGCGCCUGCUCCAACUCCGACUUUUGAGGAUCCAGAAGGAAACCGAAGAGGCGGAACGCAAGAAGCUGGAAGACGCCCGAGAGCAACAACUCCAACAGCAAGAAUUCAUCAAGCAGAAAGAGGAGGAAAUAGCGCAGUUGCAGGAGGAUGCAAAGAACUUCAUCACGCUUGACAACUUGGACCAACGCAUCGAGGAAGCGCUGGACAACCCCAAGAAUUACAACUUUGCUGUGGACAAGGAGGGCAGAGUUGUCAAGCAGACGGUUUUGCGCUGACAAUAUCGGACAGAAAACAACACCAAAGUGGAUUCAAAUGCAAAUGCAAAAAAAAAAAAAAAGAAAAGAAAAAAAGUCCUCUUGUAGCCGUCGA
Molecule: messenger RNA, 849 nt
Organism: Syngnathoides biaculeatus (alligator pipefish)
Lineage: Eukaryota; Metazoa; Chordata; Actinopteri; Syngnathiformes; Syngnathidae
Gene: mrps26
Product: mitochondrial ribosomal protein S26
Exons: 4
Coding region: 147-755 (202 amino acids)
Cellular component (GO): mitochondrial small ribosomal subunit
Source: RefSeq, a predicted model, not a curated record